Dovyalis caffra is the source of this 525-nucleotide messenger RNA. Lineage: Eukaryota; Viridiplantae; Streptophyta; Magnoliopsida; Malpighiales; Salicaceae. The record is from the annotation of a GenBank genome assembly.
AUGGCUACUUCUUUUGUUCCUGUUUCAAUCUCAUCAGGUGGUGGAUCUCAACUUAAGGCACGUGAACUUUGGUCGACAAAAUCCAAUUCAUUUGCCAAAGCACCGAGACUGGCAGUAGCUGUUGGAAGGAAAUCGAACAGCCGAAAUUUGGCAGUUCGUGCCGAAUACGAUGAUGGUAGUAGGGGUGGUGGUGGUGAUUUUGUUGCUGGAUUUCUUUUAGGAGGCGCUGUAUGUGGAACUUUAGCAUAUAUUUUUGCUCCUCAGAUAAGAAGAUCCCUGCUAAAUGAAGAUGAAUAUGGAUUUCGGAGGGCCAAGCGACCAAUAUAUUAUGAUGAAGGUUUAGAGAAGUUUAACAUUGGACACCCUUCCUUUUUUCCGGAAAAGCAGAAGACUAGGCAGACCUUGAAUGCAAAAAUCAGCCAACUGAAUUCUGCUAUUGACAAAGUAUCUUCUCGACUGAGAGGUGGCAGUAAUUCACCCCCUGUGCCUCUCGAAGCUGAUCCUGAGGUGGAAGCUACAAUGUGA